This is a messenger RNA of Oncorhynchus nerka (sockeye salmon), 7245 nucleotides long. Its product is annotated as negative elongation factor B-like. The coding region runs from base 5055 to 6824 and encodes 589 amino acids. The record is from RefSeq and is a predicted model, not a curated record. NCBI's taxonomy places the organism in Eukaryota, Metazoa, Chordata, Actinopteri, Salmoniformes, Salmonidae. The transcript is spliced from 12 exons. Gene Ontology annotation, biological process: negative regulation of transcription elongation by RNA polymerase II. Gene Ontology annotation, cellular component: NELF complex; nucleus.
AUUUCCAAAGAUUUUGUUUUGUUUGAUACAACGUAUAGGUCUUGAUCAUAUGAAGAGGUAACUCCGGUGACCAUUUAGCCAAUUUAUUGAAAGCAAGCCAAUGUUACAGUUGCCUAGCCAGCUAAUAUUGUCAAUGUACCUGCUCAGGAAGCUAGUGUUUCAUUAGCUAUCUCUGUCAGUGAAUUUAAUUUAAAUGUUUUGGCACGAUUGUCUCAUUUCAUGUAACCAAACUCAGCAAAAAAAGGAAAUGUCCUUUUUCAGGACCCUGUCUUUCAAAGAUAAUUUGUAAAAAUCCAAAUAACUUCACAGAUCUUCAUUGUAAAGGGUUUAAAUACUGUUUCCCAUGCUUGUUCAAUGAACCAUAAAUAUGAUUGAACAUGCACCUGUGGAACGUACGUUAAGACACUAACAGCUUAGACGGUAGGCAAUUAGGGUCAGUUAUGAAAACGUAGGACACUAAAUAGGCCUUUCAACUGAUGAAAAGAAAGAUGCCCAGGGUCCCUGCUCAUCUGUCUGAAUGUGCCUUAGGCAUGCUGCAAGGAGGCAUGAGGACUGCAGAUGUGGCCAUUGAGACGCCUACUGUGAGACGCCUAAGACAGCACUACAGGACGGACAGCUGAUCGGCCUCGCAGUGGCAGACCACGUGUAACAACACCUGCACAGGAUUGGUACAUCUGAACAUCACACCUGCGGGACAGGUACAGGAUGGCAACAACAACUGCCCGAGUUACACCAGGAACGCACAAUCUCUCCAUCAGUGCUCAGACUGUCCACAAUAGGCUGAGAGAGGCUGGACUGAGGGCUUGUAGGCCUGUUGUAUGGCAGGUCCUCACCAGACAUCACCGGCAACGAUGUUGCCUGUGUGCACAAACCCACCGUCGCUGGACCAGACAGGACUGGCAAAAAGUGCUCAUCACUGACGAGUCGCGGUUUUGUCUCACCAGGGGUGAUUGUCUGAUUCGCAUUUAUUGUCGAAUGAAUGAGCGUUACACCGAGGCCUGUACUCUGGAGCGGGAUCGAUUUUGGAGGUGGAAGGUCUGCCUUGGUCUGGAGCGGUAUGUCACAGCAUCAUCAGACUGAGUUUGUUGUCAUUGCCUGCAAUCUCAACGCUGUGCGUUACAGGGAAGACAUCCUCCUCCCUCAUGUGGUACCCUUCCUGCAGGCUCAUCCUGACAUGACCCUCCAGCACGACAAUGCCACCAGCCAUACUGCUCGUUUUGUGCGUGAUUUCCUGCAAGACAGGAAUGUCCGUGUUCUGCCAUGGCCAGCGAAGAGCCCAGAUCUAAAUCCCAUUGAGCACGUCUGGGACCUGUUGGAUUGGAGGGUGAGGGCUAGCUCCACCCCCCCCCCCCCCCCCCCCCUAGAAAUGUCUGGGAACUUGCAGGUGCAUUGGUGGAAGAGUGUGGUAACAUCUCACAGCAAGAACUGGCAAAUCUGGUGCAGUCCAUGAGGAGGAGAUGCACUGCAGUGCUUAAUGCAGCUGGUGGCCACACCAGAUACUGAAUGUUACUUUUGAUUUUGACCCCCCCCCUUUGUUCAGGGACACAUUAUUCCAUUUCUGUUAGUCACAUGUCUGUGGAACGUGUUCAGUUUAUGUCUGUUGUUGAAUCUUGUUAUGUUCAUACAAAUAUUUACACGUUAAGUUUGCUGAAAAUAAACGCAGUUGAGUUUAGCUGCAGGCUUAAAGAAACAUUCAAUCAUAUAAUUUGCAUAGAAACCCAAAUAAAAGCAUGUCGAUGGAAAGAUGUGUGUGUCAUGUAUGCUAGAAUGAAGGUUUAAAAAUGACAGCUGCAUAUGCGUAUUAAUCAAUACAUAUGGCAUAGCCUACACACAUGGCAUACCUUGAAAUACAAUCCUCUCUAAAAACAGCUGUACAAUGUGCCUUGCAAUAAUAUAAUCAGAGUUUGAUUUCUAAACUAGAUCAGUUGUCAAAUAGCAGCUUCCCAAUCCCAUGAGUGGGUAUGCAUAAUGUUGGAUGCAUUGGAAUGUAAGAUAUGGAGAAUGAUAAAGGGUCGGUAGGAUUAUAGAAAAAGCAUUUGGGAAAUUGUUUGAGUUGCAAAUACUAAAUGUUCAGUGAAUGUGAGUAUAUUUAGGUGGUUAGUAACUUUGGCACCAUAAACUUUUAGAAGGUUGUUAACAAUUAUUUAUUAUUCUAGUAACUAUGACUGGGUGUGAGGCAUGUUUCCAUUUCAUGCAUAUGCAUUUCGAACACAAUCCCAAAUAGUGUUUCACCAUUUAUUGAGUACAGAGACAAAUAGCAAAGGUGUCUCAGGCAGUAUUUGAAUGAUCUAAAUAUAGUGUAACCAAGCAUACUUUGGAAACUACUCAGACCCCUUGACUUAUUCCACAUUCUUUACAGCCUUAUUGUAAAAUGGAUUUAAAAUCAAAUCCUCAGCAAUCUAUACACACUACCCUAUAAUGACAAAGCAAAACCAGGCUUUUUGAAAUGUUUAGACCAUUUGCUAUGAGAGUCAAAUGAGCUCAGGUGCACCCUGUUUCCGUUGAUCAUCCUUGAUGUUUCUACAACUUAAUUGGAGUCCACCUGUGGUAAAUUAAAUUGAUUGGACAUGAUUUGGAAAGGCACACACCUAUCUAUAUAAGGUCCCACAGUUGACAGUACAUGUCAGAGCAAAAACCAAGCCAUGAGGUCGAAGGAAUUGUCUGUAGUUGUCUUGAGUUCCGAGACAGGAUUGUGUCGAAGCACAGAUCUGGGGAAGGGUACCAAAACAUUUCUGCAGCUUUGAAGGUCCCCAAGAACACAGUGGCCUCUGUCAUUAUUAAAUGGAAGAAGUUUGGAACCACCAACACUCUUGCUAGACAUGGACGCCCGGCCAAACUGAGCAAUCGGGGAAGACGGGCCUUUGUCAGGGAGGUGACCAAGAAACCGAUGGUCACUCUGACAGAGCUCCAGAGUUCCUCUGUGGAGAUUGGAGAACCUUCCAGAAGGACAACAAUCUCUGCAGCAUGGUAGAGUGGCCACUCCACAGUAAAAGGCACAUGACAUCCCGCUUGGAGUUUGUCAAAAGACACCUAAAUACUCUGACCAUGAGAAACAAGAUGCCAUGAUGGAACUCUUUGCCCUGAAUGCCAAGCGUCUGGAGGAAACCUAGCACCUUCCCUAUGGUGGUGGCAGCAUCAUGCUGUGAGGAUGUCUUUCAGCUGCAGGGACUGGGAGACUAGUCAGGAUCAAAGCAAAGAUGAACUGUGCAAAGCAUAGAGAUCCUUGAUGAAAACCUGCUCCAGAGUGCUCAGGACCUCAAACUGAGGUGAAGGUUCACCUUCCAACAGGACAACGAUCCUACGCAUACAGCCAAGACAAUGCCGUAGUGGCUUCGGGUCAAGUCUCUGAAUGUCCCUGAGUGGCCCAACGAGAGCCCGGACUUUAACCCGAGCUUACAUUUCUGGGAGACCUGAAAAUAGCUGUGCAGCAACGCUCCCCAUCCAACCUGACAGAGCUUUAGAGGAUCUGCAGAGAAGAAUGUGAGAAACUACCCAAAUACAGGUGUGCCAAGCUUGUAGCGUCAUACCCAAGAAGACUCAAGGUUGUAAUCGAUGUCAAUGGUGCUUCAACAAAGUACUGAGUAAAGGGACUUAAUACUUAUGUUUUUGCUUUGUCAUUAUGGGGUAUUGUGUGUAGAUUGAUGAGGAACAAAUACAAUUUAAUCCAUUUUAGAAUAAGGCUGUAACGCACCAAAAUAUGGAAAAAGUCAAGGGGUCUGAAUACUUUCCAAAUGCGCUGUAUAUGUCACGUGUUGUGCGGGCACAAUCUUACAAUGUUUACAGUCCAGAAAUGAGAGCUUUACCAUCUAUGCCAAAAGCCCGGGCCUUUGAUGGAGACUGUAGAACUGUCAUCAACGCAUGCUUCAGUAUUCUCCCUUCUAUCUAGGAUAAUUUGUGUGCUCAGGCCACAUAUGAGUAAAAUAAAUGAUCACGACAAAGGAAUGUAGUUUGUGAGCUAGGAAAUGAACAUCCUAGCAGUCUGAGUCAGGUUGCUCUCCAAUCAUCUUACUCUAGCUAUCGACAGGGAUAAUGUGGCAUUUCUUAUUUGUCAGUAUGAAUGAAAUUAGUGGGUCCUGCCUUGAUGACUGUAUUCCCUUUACACUACUUAACCUAUAGAUUCUGGGUUUUUUGUCUGAAAUUAUUACUUGGAUUAAAUUGAUAGCUAAAACACUCCAUGUCCUGGAAUGACAUAGCUAGUGAUUUUAAAGCUAUCUGCUCCUGCUAACUAGCAACUGAUCUACUUGUUGUACCUAGCUAGCUAACUAACAAGCUAGCUACAUUACUAAGGCUAAUGCAUUUUAAGUUGGGAGUCAUUUUACAGCUAAAUAGUUAGAUUACAAUUAAAUAAAGACUCUCUCGAGCUGUUACCAGCUGUGUUUAGUACCUUAGAUACGGAGAAUGUGAUUGGCAGAUGUGAUCAGCAGAGAUGGUAUCUGGAUAGUGAACAAGUUUUGAUUGGUUUACAGUCGGCAGCAUUUGGAUGUCCAGCUAGUGAACAUAAAAGUAUUUAGAACAAAUGUGCAAGAAUUGACAUUGCCAACAAAUGGAAAUGUAUUCAGAAGGAACAUACACUAUCUAAAAACCAGCUCCUCUCUUGACAUUUCGAAACUAAAGCAAAUGGCUUGCUUCAGCUCACCAUCAAGUACAUGUAAUGAUUACACAUUUUUUAAACUGUAAUAAUUUAUGUUACCAGCUAAAUUAUUGUAAUCAUUACUUCUUCUAUUACUUUUAAAUCCAGGAAGGAUGUUUGUGAAGAAAAUACCUUUUCUGUUUUCCUGAAUGUUUUUCAAUUCAGCAUGAAAAAAAGGCACGUUUUUUAAGUUCGUUCCACUUGAGCAAGUCUGAUCCACCAGUCCGAGACCACUAUUUAGACUCAUGGAUCCUUUUGUCUUUUUCUAAAGGCUCUUAAGGGAAAGGUAAUCUGAAAGUAAUUAGAUUGGUAUGGAGUUUGGGUAAUCCAAAAAUUCUGUUACUUAUUACAUUUCUAGACAGGUGAAUAGUAACUAACAGAUUACAUUUAGAAAGUAACCCACUCAACCCUGGUAAGCAGAGUAAUGUUAGAUUACACAAUUAUCCCUGCAAUGAUUAUCAAAUGUGUAACACCACCAUGUCAGUGCAUUGAUUAUUAUCUCACCUUCAUCAGUCUGUUUUUGGUCUGUCUGGGCUGUGUUGUUUUGCAGACAGAAAAUGGCAUUUUGUUACCAACUCUUCAGUCAGCUCUUCCCUUCCUGGACCUUCACGGAACUCCUCGGUUGGAGUUUCACCAGUCUGUCUUUGACGAGCUUCGUGACAAGUUGAUGGAGCGAGUCGCCACUAUUGCGGAGGGCAAGGAUGAGGACCGUUAUGGUAAACUUAAAGAGCUGCUGGAGAAGAGCUUUCCGCUGGUGAAGAUGCCUUCCAUUCAGCCAGUGGUCAUGCAGGUGCUGAAGCAUCUUCCAAAGGUACCAGAGAAAAAGCUGAAGCUUGUGAUGGCUGAUAAGGAACUGUAUACGGUCUGUGCUGUUGAGGUGAAGAGGCAGAUCUGGCAGGAAAACCAGGCUCUCUUCGGAGAUGAGGUCUCGCCCUUGCUCAAGCAGUAUAUCGUGGCAAAGGAGGCAGCACUUUUCAGCAGCGAUCUCUCUAUUCUGCACAACUUCUUCAGCCCCUCCCCCAAAGCAAGACGCCAAGGAGAGGUAGUCUUGAAACUGACCCAGAUGAUUGGGAAGAAUGUGAAACUAUAUGACAUGGUGCUCCAGUUUCUGCGAACACUUUUCCUGCGUACUCGUAAUGUCCACUACUGCACCCUGCGUGCAGAGCUGCUCAUGUCCCUCCAUGACCUGGACAUCAGUGAGAUCUGCUCAGUAGACUCCUGCCACAAGUUCACCUGGUGCUUAGAUGCCUGCAUCCGUGAGAAGUUUGUGGAUGCCAAGCGAGCCCGGGAGUUGCAAGGUUUUCUGGAUGGAGUGAAGAAAGGACAGGAGGAAGUACUUGGGGACCUGUCCAUGAUACUGUGUGACCCAUUUUCCAGUAACACCCUGGUUUUGAGUACGGUCCGAAACCUGCAAGAAUUGCUAAGCCAGGAUGCUCUACCCAGAGACAGUCCAGACCUGAUGCUGUUACUCAGAAUGCUGUCUCUUGGACAAGGUGCUUGGGAUAUGAUUGACAGCCAGGUCUUUAAAGAGCCUCGAUUGGAACUGGAAGUUGUGACCCGUUUUCUCCCAGCCAUGUUGUCAGUACUUGUGGACGACUAUACCUUCACUGUAGAGCAGAAACUCCCUAGUGAGGAGAAGACCUCCCUCUCCUACCCCACAGCCCUGCCUGAUAACUUCAACAAGUACCUGCAGGAGAACAGGGUGGCUUGUGAGAUGGGUCUGUACUACGCACUCCACAUUGCCAAGCAGAGGAACAAGAAUGCCUUACAAAGGUUACUUCCCGCAUUGGUGGAGACCUACAAUGACAUGGCCUUUGGGGACAUCUUCCUGCACCUCCUGACAGCACACCUCACCUUGCUCUCUGAUGAGUUUGGGACUGAAGAGUUCUGCUCUGCUGUGUUUGAUGGCUUCCUCCUCAACUCUUUCUCCAGUAAAGACAAUGUCCACAGACACAACCUACGCCUGUUGCUUCACCUUCACCAGAAAGUGCUGCCAUCUUGUGUGGAGACCUUAGUGAAAACCCUGGAACCCUCAAAACAGAGCAGUGACCAGGUAAAGGAGCUGUACACCAAGCUGACAGAGAAACUGGAGGCCCAAAAGAAGAGUCCUCCCCAGCCAGACGAAGCCCCCUCCCUGGACCUCCAUCCUGUUAAAGUGCCCACUACAGCUUCCACUCCAACAAUAUCACUCUGAGAGAGGAGGUGGUAGGGAUCCGCAAAAGAAGGAAAUCAAUUAGUCUGAAAAAAGGAUGCUGAUAUUACAUGUUGAAUUUAGGUUGGCUCAUGAAACCAUAAAAAAAUGACUAAAUGUAAUUUCCUCUAUGGGUACUAUGGUUAAGGUUUAGUUUGUUUUCUAAUACUUGUUUUAUUAAGAUGUCGUAUUUGAAGCAGUUUUCCAGCUUUAACAAUGUAACUCAGUUGCCAAUGUUUUUCAGUUUGAAUUAUUACUUUUUAAUUUUAGAAAUACUUAGUCUUGCUUAAUUAUUGUUAUAAGUAUAUUUUCUUAUGUACUGGAUCUAUAAAGACUGAAUGUCAAUGUGUUUGUAUUGUGUCAGUGGUGACGCAAGCUUUAAAUAAAUUAAUUUAGAAAUGGUUAAUAAAGUUUAUACUAUAUA